CACCACCACAAAAAGAAUCGAGUCUUUGUGUCCACUGUGAGGCGAGGGAGCGGCGCGGAACAAGUAAUUAAAUUGACACGAAGCCACGGAAUCGGCACACGCCCUCGUUCUUCCACGCUUACGACCGCAGCCACCCGUACGGUAUCAACCAGAAUUCUUCUUUAUGGUCCAUGGUAAUCCGCCGCUCGACGGUGGAUCUGGAAUCGGGAUCGGCGCCGCCGCCGGUGGCAUCUUCUCGGUUCACCACCGCCAGCAGCAGAGUAGGAACCUGGGCGUGGCGGUCCCGGGCCUCGUCGGCUACCCGGCCGUCAUGUCGUCCGAGGACGCCGCCAAGAAGGUCCGCAAGCCCUACACCGUAACCAAGUCCAGGGAGAGCUGGACUGAGCAAGAGCACGACAAGUUCAUCGAGGCUCUCCAGCUUUUCGAUCGUGAUUGGAAAAAAAUAGAAGCAUUCGUUGGCUCAAAGACAGUUAUCCAGAUAAGGAGUCAUGCACAGAAGUACUUUUUAAAGGUUCAAAAGAAUGGAACUGGUGCACAUGUCCCACCCCCUCGGCCCAAGCGUAAAGCAGCUCAUCCAUAUCCACAGAAAGCCUCUAAAAAUGUUCCUCUGCUAGUUCACCCAAGUACAUUGCAAGCUUCAUUUUUGCUUGAACAAGGCUAUGGUCAUGGGGCAGAUUCAUCUACAAAGUCUAGAAACUCCUUUGCAGAUACUGAAAGGUCUAGAGGAGCUAUUGUAGUUGAUAAUUGCCAUUCAAAUAGCACUAAAAGCCCUCGUGAAUCUCAGCCAAAUUAUGAGGAUAACGAUAAAACGAACCAAAUCUCAUCACAUAAUGUUAUGCCAGACUUCGUUCAGAUAUACAACUUUUUAGGCAGCGUUUUUGAUCCAAGCACAAGUUGUCAUUUACAGAAGCUAAAAGAGAUGGACCCUCUUGAUGUUCAAACGGUUUUACUGUUAAUGAGAAAUCUCUCCAUCAAUUUGACUAAUCCUGAUUUUGAAGGCCAUGUAAAUCUCUUCUCUAUGACCAGUUUUUCUGUGUUCAGAAAACUAGAUCUCUUUAUUUCAGUUCAUACAUCUGUUACUGCCAUGCAUAUUUGGAGUAUAUCAUUUUUAUUGGGAAAUCCAGCUUAGACGCCAUGGCUAUGGCCAUCAUAUCAUGUGUUCACCAAACUACCUAAUCUUACAUUUUAGCAUUGCAUGUGGCUCGUCCAUGUUGCCCAUGGCACAGGGUGGCAACCUGAAAUGUGCUUCUUGAUGGUAUUCUUAUAUGUUCCAACCAAGAACAAAAUUUUUAUAAGUGCCACAUACAUACAUACAAACAUAUAUAUAUAUAUAUAUAUAUAUAUAUAUAUAUAUAUAUAUAUAUAUACGUCUCUUGCAUGAAGCACAUGACUGGUUAGUCCUAGAUGGAUGGCAUGAGUUAGCUUAAGCUCUUGGGUUAUAUAGGUGUUCAAUUACCUAUAUUAAUGCUUGCUUAUUUGAUGUACUUGUAGAAGGUAUAUCUUCCCCGAGUUUAAUUGAUUCUAUUGAAGGCUUAAAAUCAUUGGUUUAGCUUAGAUGGCAAAUGGUAAACUAUUACUGAGUUAUUGAUUAAGCAGAAUGAAAAGGAUUAUGCAGGUGUUCCCAAACAAUUCAGCAGAAUGAAUGGGCUAUGUUGGCAUUCCCAAACAAAGUCAUAUCAGUCAUUAGAUAACCUGAAAAGCUAGUGGUUUGCUUGAGCUGUUGCAAUAGUGUGUAGUUCAUUAUAUUUGAAAAAUGCUAUAAAACACUUGGCAUGAGAAUUGUUAAAUUUCUAAGAUUGCAUGAUUCAAUCCAUUAGAAUGUGAUGUGUAUAUACAAGAAAAUUGAAUAGGUGUUACUUUUAGCUGUUUUAGGAGAGACAAUUGUGACCCAAUUUAAUGGAAACUUCACAUGAGCAGGAGUUUGCUAUAAACACAUCAGAUUGAUUAGUUCCAUAAGGCUAUGAUUUUGGAAAAAAUAAUGUUAAAUGUAUGAUAUUGCUCAUUAUCUAAUAGUUUAGGCUUGUGUUGUAGUAGCGUAAACUGCCUAUGUUAAUUCUUGCCUUGUUAAGUUUAUUUCCCAGAAAUAUAUCUCCCUACUAGUUCACUCAUGAGAAUGUUUUAGUGUUGUAUGAAAUGACAUUUCUCUAUUAUAUUGCAAAAUCCUACUUAGGAGGUAUGGCUUCUGGUGCAUGGACUAUUUUCAAUGCCACGAAUACAUUGUGAUAUUCAACCUGAUGUACAGCCACAAUAUUACGUAUAACUUUAUCUCUGAAACUCUUAAAGUUUUAUAUCUUUGUUAUAAGUAAGUAAAUUUUCAUCUCCUACUCCAUCUGGAGAUCAUUAUAGAAGUGGAUGGGUCUUGUCUCAAGUUUCAAGCUGUAUAUGGAAAGUCAAGAUACAAUCUUUUUCAUUUACACUAAAACAGAACCUAUUACUACAUGCAGUUACAAUUUAUAGGGAAAGUUUAGAUACAAUCUUUUGUAUUUACAUUUCUAUUAAACUUAUUACAUCAAAUGACAGUUUGUUUCAUGCAGAUAAGGUUACUUGUGUAUGAUUCUGACCUAGUAGAAUUUAAAGCAGCCAGUGCUGACAAGUUACUUAUUACCAAGUAACAUUUGUAAUUCUCUAUACAUGGUGAAAGGUAAAUGAUGGUUUGAUUACCAAACCUUUCACAUAGAAAGAUGUUUGACCGUCUAUACUUUUCUCAAGGGAGAAUUAUUAGCUCUGCAGUCGACAAAGUGGAACUGUAGGUUUCAUUCCACAGACAAAGCCUUGCUAUUGGUGUAUAUAAACAAUUACAUCGGAAGUGGUUAUGGUGAUGUUCCUCUGCUUCACAUUCCAACGUCUUGAGGCCUCACUACUAUGUUAUCAGCAUCAGUUCUUGUAACAUUGGCAAAGAUCUAGCUCAUGGAAUUGUUUGUGAAAUGCCUUCUGUGAAGUCUACUCUCGUUAUUCCCGAGUUCACAGCCAUCUGAGCCAUACUGCAAAUUCUUGACAGGGCUGUUCCUGAGAUGAAUCACAACUACUGAUGCUUAUAAUAGAUAAUGUUGCAAGUUAAAUCCAAACCAUUUCUGUUUUUAAGGGAAGAAAUGUCUCGUUCUCAGUUGUUGGCUCUGCUACUGUCCAUUUCGAGGACAGGAAACCCAAUGUGCACACUGCAGAUUCCUUAAUACCUUAUGUUCCUUAUCAACUGAGGGUAAUUCAUGAGGUAAUUUAUCA
Molecule: messenger RNA, 3219 nt
Organism: Musa acuminata AAA Group (dessert banana)
Lineage: Eukaryota; Viridiplantae; Streptophyta; Magnoliopsida; Zingiberales; Musaceae
Product: protein REVEILLE 6-like
Exons: 9
Coding region: 164-1129 (321 amino acids)
Molecular function (GO): DNA binding
Source: RefSeq, a predicted model, not a curated record